Molecule: messenger RNA, 1992 nt
Organism: Plenodomus lingam JN3
Lineage: Eukaryota; Fungi; Ascomycota; Dothideomycetes; Pleosporales; Leptosphaeriaceae
Biological process (GO): very long-chain fatty acid metabolic process; long-chain fatty acid import into cell
Cellular component (GO): peroxisome; cytoplasmic side of plasma membrane; lipid droplet
Molecular function (GO): very long-chain fatty acid-CoA ligase activity; long-chain fatty acid-CoA ligase activity; long-chain fatty acid transmembrane transporter activity
Source: RefSeq, a predicted model, not a curated record
AUGUCUUUUUUACCCGCGGAUCUAGCGAUUGCACCCAUCGCAGGAGCAAUCGCGGGUGUAACCGCAGCAGCAGCCUACAUUGACGCAAAAUACCACAUCACAAAAGACAUCAGCGCUAUACGAGGUCAAAAAGCUACGCAACGUGCCCUUGAUAAGAACGCAAAACCCCCCAGCCAAUCUCUCUGGUACCAGUUCGAAGCCCAAGUCCGUCGUCUACCCGCACAAGAUGAAGCCAUCUGGUCCCGUAACGGCUGCUACACCUGGGCUGAGACCUAUGCCAACGCCUGUCGCUACGGACAAUAUUUGCACCGUGAAGGCGUGCAGCCGGGAAAGCUGUUUGCCAUGUACAUGAUGAACAGGCCCGAGUUCUUGUUCGCGCAUCUUGGGUCAUGGGCCAUUGGCUCGGCACCUGCGUGGAUCAAUUACAAUCUCGCGGGUGAUGCGCUAGUGCAUUGCCUAAAGGUUGCCGGCGCAAAGAUCAUAGUCGUGGAUGAGGAUCAAGAGUGUAGGCAGAGGAUCGAGGACGUGAGGGACAGGUUGGAGGGAGAGUUGGGCAUGGAGAUUAGGAUUCUGGAUGCGGAAUUGAAGGGCGAGAUCUCGAGAUUAGAGCCUGUGCGGCCAGGAGAUGAGAUGAGGCUUGAAGCAAAGGGGAAAUUCCCUCUCUUCUUGUUCUACACAAGUGGCACGACUGGCCAUCCCAAGGCUUGCCCCUUCGAAACACAACGAGCAGCUGGCCUCACUGGUCGGGUCGGAGCGAUGAACCUCAAACCAGGUCCGAAUGGGGACCGAUGGUAUGUCUGCAUGCCGCUCUACCACGGCACAGGCGGCACCACAGCCCUUGUCUGCAUGGUCACUGGCCUCACAUGCUGCAUCGGCACCAAAUUCUCCACCUCACGCUUCUGGACCGACGUGCGUGACUCCAACUCCACUGCUAUCGUCUACGUUGGCGAGACCGCACGCUACCUCAUCAACGCACCGCCCAGCCCCCUCGAUCGCCAACACAAGGUCCGCGCCAUGUUCGGCAACGGGCUGCGCCCCGAUGUCUGGCACCGAUUUGUUGACCGCUUCGGCAUUGAACUCGUCGGCGAAUUCUUCAACAGUACCGAAGGUGUAAUGCAAUUAUUCAAUGGCUCACGUGGGCCCUUCACGGCUACCUCUGUCGGCCACCAAGGCGCCAUUGCCCGCUGGCAAACCCGCAACGUCUACGUCCCCGUCGAAGUCGACAUGAUCACGGGCGCCCUGGCCCGCGAUCCCAAAACCGGCUUCUGCAAACGCAAAUCCUAUGAAGAAGGCAGCGAAAUCCUCGUAGCCAUGCCCCACGAAAGCGCCUUUGUAGGCUACUACAACAACCCCGCCGCCACCGAAUCCCGCUUUGAACGCAACGUCUUUAAGAAGGGCGACCUUUACUACCGCACCGGCGACGCCCUCCGUAGAGACAAGGACGGCCGCUGGUUCUUCCUCGACCGGCUCGGCGACACAUUCCGCUGGAAGUCUGAAAACGUAUCGACAGCCGAAGUCAGUGAAGCCCUCGGCUCCUUCCCUGGCGUCCUCGAAGCCAACGUCUACGGUGUCGAGGUCCCAGGCCACGACGGGCGCGCCGGCUGCGCCGCCAUCCUCAUCGACUCGGCCCUACAAAACAACUUCGACUUCCACGCCCUGCUCAAACACGCGCAAUCCAAGCUGCCCCGCUACGCCGUCCCCGUCUUCCUGCGGGUGCAAAAGCAGGCGACGACGAUGCAUAAUAAUAAACAAAAUAAAGUGCCCCUUCGCAAUGACGGCAUCGAUCUCCGCAAGAUUAUGGAGCGGGCGGAGAAGGAGGCCAAGGAGAAGGGCGAGGAACCCCAGUAUGAUACGUUGUAUUGGCAUCAUCCUUCGCUCGGUAAGAAUAUGAAACCGGGUGGGUUGGCGGAGAAGGAGGUUGGGUAUGAUGUUUUCACCAUGGAGGAUUGGGAUCGGGUUAGGGGUGCUGCGGGCGGGGGGGCGAAGUUGUAG